UUGGAUGUUCUUUUUUUCUUAAGCUUGUCUUGCUCUGUGCUUUAUAUCCAUGGAUGUUCUUCUGUGUAUAUAGAAUUGAUGUUUGCCAUGUAGUUAACUGUGUUAGUUAGACUAUAAUUAUGUGCUUAGAUUCCCUGAUUUUCUUAUGUUAUGUAUCUUGUGGAGUGUAACCUAAAUGAUAUGAAUAUAUGCUUACUUGAUAAAUGCUCUCUGACUAAGAGAGAUUCAUAUAUGAAUGUGUUAGCAGUAUAAGAGAAUUAAGUUAGCUAGCUUAGAAACGAUUGUGCACUGCCGUCGAUUUAUUAAUGGUUCAAUGCAUUGGGUAGUUUUGUACUCUAUAACCCGUAUACCUCUGGAUUGACAUUAUAUAUUGUUGGAAUCUAGGAAUGGUGAGAUGUGCGUAAGUACAUUUAAUCAUCAUAAAAUAAUAUAUUGUUAAUCUAUUUAAACUUAAUUUCAGACUAUAUCUAAGUAGAAAUUAGGAACAUGUAUUACUAACUAAUUAUUCUUUUAAUUAAUAAAGUCAAUAAUUGGAUAAACUGCUAAUAUUAUAAGUUAAUAACCUGUAGUGAUGGAUGCUGAGGAAACUUGGACCGAUCUCCCCAAAUAUAGUGAACAGUACAUUACGGGUGUAAAGGCAUUUCUGCUAAAUGCCUUCCCCAAAUUUGCUGUUGGUGAUGAGAUGACCUGCCCUUGCAAAAAGUGCAAGAACAUCAAGUGGCAGAGUCACGAUCUUAUCUAUGAUCAUCUCAUCUGCAAUGGUCCUUGUCCAUUAUACCUCAACUGGAUCCUUGAGGUUUCAACCGGAAAGCGUAGACAAAAUAUUGAAGAGGGGACUGAAUAUAUGGAUGAUCCAUAUAUCACAGACUUUGGGGAUAAUUUAGAUGAGAUGUUGCGUCGUACUAACGAGCCAAAUGUCGAUGCAAAAAACUUUUAUCGCCAUCUAGAAGAGGGAAAGCAGCCUCUAUAUCCGGGAUGUAAAAACUUUUCGCGAUUAAGUUUUACUAUUAAGAUGUAUUCGUUAAAGUGUUUACACGGAAUUUCAGAGGCAGGACUUAGUGAUAUAUUAGAACUGAUCAAAGAUGCCUUUCCCGAAGCAAAUAUUCCUUUGUCUUUUAAAGCCGCGAAGAACACAAUUAAAGAUUUAGGGCUCGAUUAUCAAAAGAUACAUGCGUGUCCCAAUAAUUGCAUGCUAUUUUGGGCUGAAAAUGAAAAGGAAGAAGCAUGCAAAAAUUGUGGUGCUUCAAGGUGGACUGUAGUGGAAAAGAAAGGUGUCGGGGUCGACAAUAAUCCGAAGAUGUCGAUUCACAAGGUCCCGGCUAAUGUGAUGCGGUAUUUUCCACUUAAACCUAGGUUGCAGCGGAUGUUUAUGUCCAAAGAGUUUUCAAAACUAAUUCUAUGGCAUGCUAAAGGUCGGAAAAGAGAUGGUAAACUUCGCCAUCCAGCCGAUGCGGAGGCUUGGAAACUGAUGGAUGUUAAAUAUCCUCACUUCUCGUCAGAACAUAGAAACAUUAGGUUAGGCCUCGCUGCGGAUGGUUUCAAUCCUUUCCGCACAAUGAAUACUACUCAUACUACCUGGCCAAUCAUUUUAUGUCCUGUUUUUGUAGUAUAAAGCAAGAAAAAAUGCAAGAAGUCGUAGCAAAUAUGCGGAGACGCACACUGCAGGUCCAAGGAGUUUCGCACAAAUUCGAAAUGAAAUGACGAAGGAGGCUGAUGGUACUGCACCAUCGGAUGCAGAAGUUUUUGUCAAAACUCGUAAGCGAAAUCCUGGCCGCAAGUACAAGACUGAUACCAAAAAAAUCAAAGAGAAAGUUGACGAUAUCGAAAAACAAAUCAAAAUAUCAGGAGAUGGCACUGAUGAGCUACUACUUUCUGGUGGCAAGAAGCAUGGGAAGACUUGGCUUUACGGGAGGUGUCCAAAUGCAACCAAAGUCCCUCGCAGUACAAGUUCAGGGAAUAGUUACGUGGAAGACCUGGCAUGUAAGAUCAAGGAAAGUCUGGCCGAAGAUGUCAAGGAAUCAGUGAGCAAGCAAGUCCAAGAAGAAGUGGAUGCUCAAGUAAACAAGAAGGUCCAACAAAACUUGACCUUGGCGCUUAAAAAAAUUGCGGAGGCAAACCCAGGCAUCAAAAUUAAUAUGGAGGAUUUUUGUCCAACAGCUUCGAGUGAUGAUGAAAAUGGUACGCCUAUAACUGGCGGUGCUAGCUGCUAGGUUCUCCAUGUUGUCUCCAUCUCCAGUAGUAAUAGUAUUAACCUAUUUCCUGCUUUUGGGUAUAUUUUGGUCAUCAACUAGUUGGUAAAUUAAGGAUUUGGUAAUUUCUUUUGUUUUAGUUUGGUGAAUUGUGAAUUGUGCUUUUGGUUGGAGUUGGUGAAUUGUGGAUUUGGUUGGAGUUGGUAGCUGCUUGGAUUUGGUUGAACUUGUGUAGCUAUUUUGGUUUGUAGAUGUUGAAUUGGUUGGAUUUAUUGGGAAUUUUAAUAUUUUAAACAGUAUA
Daucus carota subsp. sativus is the source of this 2490-nucleotide messenger RNA. RefSeq lists its product as uncharacterized. NCBI's taxonomy places the organism in Eukaryota, Viridiplantae, Streptophyta, Magnoliopsida, Apiales, Apiaceae. The record is from RefSeq and is a predicted model, not a curated record. The transcript is spliced from 3 exons. Bases 572 to 1612 code for a protein of 346 amino acids.